Molecule: messenger RNA, 1479 nt
Organism: Ochlerotatus camptorhynchus
Lineage: Eukaryota; Metazoa; Arthropoda; Insecta; Diptera; Culicidae
Exons: 3
Coding region: 1-1479 (492 amino acids)
Source: RefSeq, a predicted model, not a curated record
AUGUAUAGAAUUGUGCUUCUCUACUAUGAGGAUCGAAACUGCAUUCGAAUCUUGUGGCGCUGGUCAGAGGACAAGCCGAUCCAGGAAUACUGUCUAAAUACCGUUACUUACGGUACCAAAAGCGCAUCGUAUCUGGCGACAAAAUGUAUACAGCAGCUUCUGCUCUCCCAUCAAGGGCAAUUUCCGGAUGCAGUCGAGAAGGCUAUCAAGGGGAUUUACGUCGACGACGUACUGACGGGUGCUGAUUCUGCUGAUGAAGCCAAGCAACUUCGACAAGAGCUUUCCAUCACCGAAGCCCUAGAAGGUGUUCCUGAGGCGGACCUUGAAAUGAAAAUUCCCAUCGAGCUCAACGAACCCAACACCAUCAAGGCCCUCGGGAUCCACUGGCAGCCGUACAGUGACGAAUUCCUGUUCAGCGUCCAACCACCCAAGAUCCUUCAGCCUACAAAGCGCAUCAUUCUCUUCAACAUCGCCAGCCUUUUCGACCCACUCGGUCUGCUUGCGCCUAUCAUCAUCAAAGCGAAGCUACUGAUGCAACAUUUGUGGGAACUGAAGGUGGACUGGGAUGUUAUUCCCCCUGGUGAGUUGACUAAUAUCUGGUUCCGAGACGAGUUAUCGGCACUAACAGGACGUCGCGAAUUUUCCUGCACGGCUACAGUGAUGCAUCCGAGCAUAUACAUCCGGGCGAUCGACGAUGCUGGGAAUAAUAGUUCACAUCUACUCUGCGCAAAGUCCAAGAUUGCGCCAAUUGGAAAUAAACGAACGACGCUGCCACGUUUGGAGUUAUGUGCUGCAGUGAUCCUCGCACGACUCAUCAACAACGUAGCAAGCGCCAUCAAUCAACUUUUCUUCGAGAUACGAGCUUGGGUGGAUUCAAGUGUUGUGCUUGCCUGGCUCAACGGCGGUGCUUCCCGCUGGAAAACCUUUGUUGCCAACCGGGUGGCAGAAAUCACCACGCACCUACCGGCAGUCAAUUGGAGCCACAUCGCAUCGGAGCAAAACCCCGCUGAUCUCAUUUCGCGCGGUGCAUCGCCAGAACAAAUUCAGCACAACAGUCUGUGGUGGAAUGGUCCUGCAUGGAGCCCCAUAGGUGAGCAAUGUGAAUCAACCGACAUCCCUACACUGACCAACACUGACCAACAGCACAUUGAUAGGGAGCAAAGAGCUGGUGCAGUAGCCGUUUCUCUCAUCACUCUCUAUGAAAAUGACUUUCUCGAUGGAAUGAUGGCACGAUAUUAUCCCGAUCUCAGGAUGCUGCUUCGGGUCACUGCUCGUAUUCUUCGGUUGAGGUAUCCUGACUCUCGAUCGAUUCCUCGUCUGUUACCACGGGAGCUUGAGCGAGCCCAAACAGUUUACAUUCGCCACGUUCAGCAACAGCACUUUCGUGAAGAGCUGGAUCGUUUGCGGCAUGAUGGAGAAGUUAGUUCGCACAGCAGUUUGCACCAACUCAAGCCAUUCCUGGACGAAGAGGAUAAUUGA